Messenger RNA from Ambispora leptoticha, 190 nucleotides. The record is from the annotation of a GenBank genome assembly. NCBI's taxonomy places the organism in Eukaryota, Fungi, Glomeromycota, Glomeromycetes, Archaeosporales, Ambisporaceae.
AGAUAAUGAAAAAGAAUGGUUAACAUGUAAUGAUUGUUCAGAAAAGAAGAAAGGCAAAAGAUCUAAAUCUGAUACAAUGCAAGAAUUUUUGAACCAAUUCAAAUAUUAUGUUGAUGAUACUGUUAAUAUGGAAGAAAUCUGUGAUGAUGAAGAUAAUGUUUUGUAUGAGCUUGUUGAACUAGAGGAGCUA